GUUUCGGAACACUGCUCAGGGCGACACUCCAUUCCAUAUCUCAAGCACAAGCAAAAUCUCACGUCGGUCCACUUACUCAUGUAAAUUACAGAUAUUGAUAUUAGAUCAACCACAUGACGCUCCACACUAGUAACCGGACCUGCGUGCCGGUGACGCCCAGAGAUCGUGCUACUUCUUCCACCGGACAUGGCCAGACAGGCGCUACAUCAGCACCGCAAACCGGAAACACAAAGGAACGCUCUGCCAAAAGUCCGGCUCUCUUUGCCGCAGGUCUUGUUGGAUCCUCCUCCGUGCCACCUGGUUUUGAAGAUACGCUCUCUCCGGAGGACCGUGCCCGCAAUAGCCUUCACGAUUCGGAAAGAAAGUCCCCGUUGGACCGGCUGAGGGAGUACCGUCGCACAUUGGACGGGGUAGACCACGAGGAUGAAAAUACACACGCUGCACUUCUUCAUCUUCAGGAUGAUCUUCUCGUAAAAGAAGGAGGGCGCAAAUUGCAGAGAUCUCCUACCGCAAAACCCUUGUUGGAAACAGUGCUUUCUGAGAGCAUUUUGGACUCUGCUCCACAUGGAGGUGGUGAGCAGGCGGAUACUCUGUUGGCCGCUGCUGGUGGAGCACCGCCUCCAGGCCUUUCCUCUGGACAUCCGAAAAACAGUGCGCAAUCUGCUGAAAGAAAUGUUACGAAAAAUGUUACGUCCUCUUCUAUGACUGCUGCUCAGGAAAAUUGGCCUCUUGCUGCAACCCCUUCUUGGUUUACGGGUGUGCCUGAGUUAUCGCCAACGCCCUACUUCGGGACCACCGGGAUGCACCGAGGUGCCCCUCGGUGGAGCCCGGCGAGCAGCAUGCUGAUCGGCGCUGAUGGCUUGAAUCCGUCUACUGGUGUGAACAAUGUGCUGCCUAACAUGAACCUUCCGUCUCCAUCCAGCAUGGUUGUACAAGGAGCGCCGAUGCCGGGAGCAUCGUAUCAUCAUCAGCCUGUGCCCGCCUACGGUCCUCACGGAAUGACUCCCAUGCCGCUGCCACUGCCUUUUCCCCCGUUCUCCCCCGUUCCGCUACCGGGUCUCCAUCAUGCGUACAGCGCGGAGGCUGCAGCUGCAGGAGGAGUGUCUAUUUUUGGGUCGCAGCACCCCUUUGGCGCCGAAACUGGAAUGAUGCCCCCGACGGGAGCGGGACACCACUGGCCGGAGACGGUUUGCGUGGAAGUCGAAUCUUCGGAGAGCACGCCCGAACCGGAAACGGCUGGCGCCGCUCGCGCGAAGAAGGAGUAUCUAAAGACAAUAAUCUGUCUGCACUACAUGAAGGGGAACUGCUCCAAGGGCGACCAGUGCCGUUUUAAGCACCCCUCGCCGGAGGAACUGGAAGCCACCGGGAUGAGUAGAUAUUUUUACCACUCACGCUGGAGAAAGUUCCAACGAACAGUGAAAGCCAGGCAAGAGAAACUGGCUAAGCAGCAAGCAGAUGAAGAGGCCGCUGCGGCGAAUGCGAUGAAGCUUUCACAAGGUCGUGAGGGUGCUAACCCAGAAGAUGGACAAGAAGCUACGAAAGCUGCAAGAGUGCUGACGGCGGGACACGAAGAAAAAGGAGUGCGCGCGCCAGGUAGUAGCAGCAGCAGCAGCAGUACUAGUAGCAGUACUCUGCCUGGAAGUCAGCCCGCACAGCUUCCUCUAACUGCAGGUGAAAAGAGAUGGCUUAGCAUAGAAUGCGGGCUCGCCGCUGGAGGAAUUAUAGUCCCUGGCACUAACAGCAGCACUCCUGUGGCUGUGCCCGACGUUGUAGAGCCGAAAGCCUGA
Molecule: messenger RNA, 1787 nt
Organism: Amoebophrya sp. A25
Lineage: Eukaryota; Dinophyceae; Syndiniales; Amoebophryaceae
Source: the annotation of a GenBank genome assembly